UGACAUUGCUCAGAAUGUGUUGUAUAAUUCUAAUCUUAUAGUACAUUUAUAUCUUUUUGGUGCUUUUUCCGUCUGUUUGGCUGCUGUAAUGACAGCGGAACCAAUCUCAUGGCUUCAGGAUUUCGGCGGAGUCUAGCCAGCGUGACACGAUCCAAAAUACAGCGAUCGAGAGCUGGAACUGGAGCAAGCAUUGACAGAACUUUCUCCAUCAGCAGUUUUUGAAGUUACAGGCUGGUGAAUAUCUCGGACCUCUGUAACUUUGAGAUACAGAGGCUUCCUCUUCUGUGGUUGCGAUUCAGCGGUGGAUGACACCAUGGACGAGGAAGAUGACUGCCCAGAGCUGGUCCCCAUUGACAGUCAGCCGGGUGUCCCUGCUCAGCAGAUUCCUGUCACCAUCAUCACAGGCUACCUGGGUGCUGGAAAGACCACACUCUUGAACUACAUCUUAACAGAGCAACACAACAAGCGGAUUGCUGUCAUUCUCAAUGAAUUUGGAGAGGGUAGCGCUCUUGAGAAGUCCCUUGCAGUGAGUCAGUCCGGCGAGCUGUAUGAGGAGUGGCUGGAGCUGAGAAACGGCUGCCUCUGCUGCUCUGUAAAGGACAAUGGCCUUAAGGCCAUUGAAAACUUGAUGGAGAAGAAAGGAAAGUUUGACUAUAUUCUUUUAGAAACAACAGGUCUUGCUGAUCCAGGAGCUGUGGCCUCCAUGUUCUGGGUUGAUGCCGAGCUUGGCAGUGACAUUUAUUUGGACGGAAUCGUCACUGUCAUUGAUGCCAAGUAUGGGCAACAGCAACUAUCAGAAGAAAAAGCAGAGGGACUGGUUAACGAGGCAGCCAGGCAGAUUGCUCUCGCUGAUUUGACAAUUAUCAACAAGACCGACCUGGUGAAUGAGGAGGAGUUAAACCAAGUCAGAGACACUGUCAGGUCUAUAAACGGUCUCGUCAAGAUUCUGGAAACCCAGAGAUCAACGGUGGAUCUCUCUGAAGUGCUGGAUCUGCAUUCCUUCGACAGUCACGAUGGAGCAAGGUUGGCCGAGAAGCUGCAGCUUGUAAAAUCCACGCGGCCGCAUCUUGACAAGAGCAUUCUAACUGUGACCUUUGAGGUGACUGGUGAUCUCUCUGAGGAUGCCUUGAACGCCUUCAUCCAAGAUCUGCUUUGGGAAAAGAAGUUCUGUAACCAACAGGGAGAACCCAUGACUGUCAUCCGGUUAAAGGGGAUAGUUUCAUUUGCCAGUAAAGACCACCAAGUGAUGCUGCAGGGGGUCCACGAGCUGUACGAGCUGAAUGAGACUCCACAGCUUUGGGAGCAGAACGCACGGAUCAACAGGCUGGUUUUUAUAGGGAGGAACCUGGACAAGGGAAUCCUACUGGAGCAUUUCACUUCUACUGUUGUGUUGGACACAGAAAAAAAAUAGGACCCCUUCUCUCCUCUCCACAUUCUCCUCUUCAGAGAAAAGUGUAGCUCUGGCCCUCCUUUAGGCUGACAAAGUCAGUCAGACCUUGUUUUUUUUCCUUUUUCCCUAUGACCGUGGGGCACGUCUGACAACGUUUACUUUGUUGUUGAUAUGGUGGAUCAAGUUGAGAUAAAGCAUUUAAAUCUGACCCCUUCAUUAAAAACAUUAAUGUCUGCCCACACAAAAAUGGUGCAAAGGCUGUGAAAUCUUACCAACACAUAGCAUUCAGUUUGUAGAACGAUCGGUCAACAAACACGGCAACUGUUGUGUCUUAGAAGUCAAAGUAGUGAUGCACACAAUGUAACCGUAUUUUAGGGUGGGCCUGUAGUAAUCCUGUUCAUGUCUGACACUUAUCAAGCUUUUGAUUCUAAGUUAUUAUGAAUAAAGUUCCUUUUGGACAGUGAAAUUAUUAA
Menidia menidia (Atlantic silverside) is the source of this 1863-nucleotide messenger RNA. The record is from the annotation of a GenBank genome assembly. NCBI's taxonomy places the organism in Eukaryota, Metazoa, Chordata, Actinopteri, Atheriniformes, Atherinopsidae.